Messenger RNA from Achroia grisella, 961 nucleotides. RefSeq lists its product as uncharacterized. The transcript has 3 exons. NCBI's taxonomy places the organism in Eukaryota, Metazoa, Arthropoda, Insecta, Lepidoptera, Pyralidae. The record is from RefSeq and is a predicted model, not a curated record. Bases 167 to 862 code for a protein of 231 amino acids.
AUAAUACUAAUCGUUAAAAAAUAUUUACUAUUUGACAAAUCAUAAAAAUUGCAUAGUGUAUCGUAGAAAAUUAUUGAAAAAAAUAAUAAAAUAUAAAUAUAAAUCAAUCAAGAAUAGCAUACAAUAAAAGAGGUUUUUGUAAUAAAUAUUAUAAUAUAUAUACAGAAUGUGUGCCUGUACUUUUUGCCCUACGUGUCCACCAAUUUUGCCAUGUGGCCCAAAUCCAUGUAUGUACUCUUGCCCUCCACCGGCUCCUUGUUGCCAGCCGUGCUGUGCACCACCAUGCCCCUGCACGCCGUGUCCACCAUGUACCUGCAAGCCAGUGUUCAGACAGUGUCCAGCGCCCGUUAUCCCAGACUUGGUCCCGCCAAUAGUACCAAUACUACCUCCGUGCAGACCGCGGCGUGCCCCAGCGCCUGAACCCCCACCGCAUCCGCCACCGUUCCCUGUGUGUUGCCCGCCUAUGUUACCAUGCUGUCCACCACCCGAGCCUUGCGAUCCUCCACUAGUAUGCCCAUGUCCAGAGCCUAUUCCAUGUUAUCAACCGGUGUUGCCUUGCUGCAAUCCACAAUGCCCGCCACCUAUAAUUCCAAAACAACGACCUAUCUGUUCGAGAGCACCACCAGCUCCAUAUCCUUGCCUUCCAGUAUCCCGCAGUUGCUGUCCCGACUGUGAAUUAGACCCUGUCACACGCCGGAGGCCAUUGAUAGUGCAUGACGGUGUAUUCCAAAACAGACCCUCUGGUCGGCCUGAAGAAUGUUUCACAAGAAGCAACCCUAAUGUGCGGUAUUCAGUAAAUAAUUAUGUGAGACAGGGACCCCAAUCUGGAUGCCUAUACGCUGUAGAUGUUCCAUUACGAUAAUGAAUAUAUCGUUCAAUUCCUAUUCCUCUGUUCUGUGGUUCAAUUAAUUUGAUUAUGUGAAUGUCCAGACCAAUGAUGUCAGUGUUGGUAGUAAAUUAU